This is a messenger RNA of Acanthamoeba castellanii str. Neff, 603 nucleotides long. RefSeq lists its product as uncharacterized. The coding region runs from base 1 to 603 and encodes 200 amino acids. Lineage: Eukaryota; Discosea; Longamoebia; Acanthamoebidae. The record is from RefSeq and is a predicted model, not a curated record. The transcript has 3 exons.
AUGGCAGCGCAACCACAGGUGGGGGCGGCCUACCGGCAGGUGAGCAGGAAGGAGGCGGGCAUGCGCUUCCUGCUCAUGCAAAUGGCCAACGCGGCCACGCGCCAGGUCUCCGAUCCCGACCGCGGCCUCGAGCUGCUGGGCACGGCGCUCACCUCCCUCCACACCGUCCUCACCACCCUUCGCUCCUCCCCUCCGGUUGAGGGUGCUGGGAGUGCAGCCACGGUGGAGGCGUCGGCGGCUGCGAAGGCUGACCUCCUUCGGCUCAGUCCGGCGGUGCAGGAAGCCUACGGCCUGCUGGCCCUCCCCGUCCCUGCCGCCGUCAAGUUUCUCGAAGCGGUGCACUAUGAAAAGACGCCGGCGGGCGACCUGGUGCUGGCCAACCCCGAGCGUGAUGAAGUGCAGAGCGCUGUAGAAGGGGGCUUGAACGCGCUGGAGUGGUUCGAGCGACAGAACAGAGGCGGUCCCGAAUCUGAUGCCGAUCAAGAAGAACAGGGCCAGUUCACCCUGGGCCACAACCCUCUCAUGAUGAUGGGCGGCGGCCAGGCGCUUCUGUGCUGCCCGCCACACCAACGCACCUCCGCUCCGGGAGGCAAGCCGAGCUGA